ACUCUUUGGGAUCUUUCAAGCAAGACCUUCCUGAUCAAGGGAAACAACUUUUGGACUGUUUUAUUGACUGUGCACAAAGCUUUCUGAGGAAUCAUGGUGUCAGCAGGCUUUCAGAUGUUGGGCACUGCCCUGUGCAUCAUCGGCUGGAUUGGGGUCAUCGUUGUCUGUGCCCUGCCCAUGUGGAAGGUCACAGCUUUCAUUGGCCAGAAUAUCGUCACCUCUCAAACCACCUGGGAGGGGAUCUGGAUGAACUGCAUUGUCCAGAGCACGGGCCAGAUGCAGUGUAAAGUGUACGACUCCAUGCUGGCUCUGAGCACUGACCUGCAGGCUGCCCGCGCCCUCACCAUCAUCUCCAUCCUGGUCGGCAUCCUGGGCAUCCUCCUGGCCCUCGCAGGGGGCAAAUGCACCAACUGUGUGGAGGACGAGAGCUCCAAAUCCAAAAUUGGCAUAGCAGCUGGCGUGAUCUUCAUCAUCUCUGGAGUUAUGUGCCUCAUCCCCGUGAGCUGGACAGCAAACACCAUCAUCUCAAACUUCUACAACCCGCUAACCAUUGGCUCCCAGAAAAGGGAAGCUGACAACAUGGUGUCUCAGGGGAUUCAGAUCAUCGGCAUUUCGAUGUCUGUGAUUGGCUGGUUCUUGGUAAUCGUCGUGUGCGCCUUGCCCAUGUGGAAGGUCACUGCUUUUAUCGGGGCCAACAUCAUUACGGCUCAGACCAUCUGGCAGGGCAUGUGGAUGAACUGUGUGGUGCAGAGCACUGGUCAGAUGCAGUGUAAGGUCUAUGACUCCAUGCUGGCUCUGGCCCCGGACCUGCAGGCUGCUCGAGCCAUGAUCAUCAUCUCCAUCCUGACUGGGAUCCUUGGACUGUGUUUGGCCAUCGCUGGAGGGAAAUGCACCAACUGCAUUGAGGACAAGCGAUCCAAGGCGAAGGCUUGCAUUGUGGCUGGAGUUUUGUUCAUCGUUUCAGGGCUGCUCUGUCUCAUCCCGGUGUCCUGGUCGGCCCACUCUACCAUCAGAAACUUCUACAGCCCAUUAGUGAUCAACGCCCAGCGGUAUGAGCUGGGAGCAGCUCUGUACAUUGGCUGGGGGGCUGCUGCUCUGUUGCUGAUGGGAGGGGGGCUACUCUGCUGGAACUGCCCACCCAAACAUGAACACCCCCACUAUGCUCCCAGAUUCACUCCUGUGAAGUCAGCGUCCACAUCCAGAGAAUACGUAUGA
Molecule: messenger RNA, 1215 nt
Organism: Cheilinus undulatus (humphead wrasse)
Lineage: Eukaryota; Metazoa; Chordata; Actinopteri; Labriformes; Labridae
Product: claudin-4-like
Exons: 2
Coding region: 94-1215 (373 amino acids)
Biological process (GO): bicellular tight junction assembly; cell adhesion
Cellular component (GO): plasma membrane; bicellular tight junction
Molecular function (GO): structural molecule activity
Source: RefSeq, a predicted model, not a curated record